AGGAGUGGAGGGAACUGGAGUAAAAGUCGAACCACAAGGAGAGAAACUAUAACUUCUCUUUGAAAAGAGAUAAGACAAUUACAGUAAUUAAUGUCUCCACAGAAGGAAUGAAAGUGGAAAGAAGAGAAAGCUGCUUAGAAAGAGUGAAAGUUAUUAUCUUGUCAGAGAGAGGAGGGUGGGGAGUCUGAGUAAUAGGAAGCAUAAAAAGGAGGCCUCGCAUAGGAUAAUUAUGUGACAGAACCUCCAACUGAGAAAAAAAUAGAUGCAUAUAAAUAAAGUAACCUACAAAGAUGAGGAAGAGGAAGAGGGCAGGUGAUGCUUACAGAGAGGGGAAAAAAUUGGGUUGCAGGUGGUGAAAGAGAGCCGAGGGAUGAGGACCAUCUCAUCUGACCUCCUGCCCCGGGGCAGGAAUCUUCUUAUUGCAACAUCCCUGACAGGUGGCCGUCCAGCCCCAAUUCCAGCAAAGGGGGGUUUUCUUCCCGGGGUUGAACAGCUGCCUGGCACAUCCAUUUCUUUUCGGAUUAUGGCCGACCCGUUUCCUGACCCUCUUCUGGCCCUAGGCUGCUGUACCGCUUGGGUCCAGUGUUCUUACCCCAGCUGUGAGAAGUGGCGGAGGCUCAGCAGCGAUGUGGAUCCGUCAGCCCUGCCCGAGGACUGGUCCUGCAGCCAGAAUCCAGACCUUCAGUACAACAGCUGCAGUGUCCCCGAGGAGACCUGGUCGGGCGCCGAAGACGAAGUGGUCUAUGCCGUUUAUUUCCCAGGGACCAUCGUGUGGGCCAAGCAAUAUGGAUACCCCUGGUGGCCAGGAAUCAUAGAAGCCGACCCCGACAUUGGAGAGUACUUCCUGUUUUCUUCCCAGGCAGACUCACUUCCUUCCAAGUACCACGUGACCUUCUUUGGCCACUCCGUGACCCGCGCUUGGAUCUCUGCCUCCCUGCUGAAGAACUACGGGGAGCCACCGGCGGAAGGAAAUGCCGGGGCCAAGCUCAGGAGCCGAAGCGAGAAGCAGAACCUCAAAGCGGCUCUGGAAAUGGCCAAGGAAGCAGAAGAAAUCAGCAUCCAGGAGAGAAUAAGGAGAUUUGGGUUCCACAGCCGAUUCAAGCACAAAGAAUCUCCCAAAGGAGGCAACAUCCUGAAAGAGCAGAAUAAUGCGGCCUCCAGGCCUCCGGUCCAAGGGACUCCAGGAACGAAGGCUGGGAAUAAGAACACCACAACCUCCGGCAAGGAUCCAGGAAAGCUUCUUCGUGAAAUAUCAGGAGUGAAGCCCAAUGCAAAUAUCAAGACCACCAUCGGUGUUACGAAAGGGGACAAAACACUUGAAUCAGAAGGACUUGAAAAUGCCUCCCCUGCGUUGAAGAAGAGCCGGCCAGAGAGAACUGCCCCCAAAGCUGCAGCUACACUCCGAGGGUCUGAGCGAGCAGCAGGAAAACAGGAGGGUAGUCAGAAAGGCUCCAAGAGACCCUUCGCCCGGCCGCCCUGCCAGCCGCCUCAGGCCAGGCACCCCCUCCGCCCCUCUGGGCCAGGCAGCCGCCCUGCCGACUUCGCCCGCUCUCCUCCUCCGCCCAGCCAGAAAGGCCGCUCCAACAGGCCGGGGGGCUCCCCGGGGCCCAGAGGCAUCUGACCACCGGAGGGAAAGGCGCAGCUGGGGAACCGCGGGGAACCCCAACAGCUGACUCUGCCGAGGAGGAGGAAGAAGAAGGAGAGUCUCCCCCCCACAGGCUGGGAAAAGUUUUCAUUUGGGAGUUUGGUUGACUUGGGAAGUUGGGGGCUCUUUAUAUUGUUCUGCCUUGGUGGGGGCCUCGUCUGAGGGGCUGCCUGCCCCCCCCUCUGGUUCACCCCCCCCCCAAUCUCUAUUA
Molecule: messenger RNA, 1856 nt
Organism: Thamnophis elegans (Western terrestrial garter snake)
Lineage: Eukaryota; Metazoa; Chordata; Lepidosauria; Squamata; Natricidae
Gene: ZCWPW1
Product: zinc finger CW-type and PWWP domain containing 1
Exons: 10
Coding region: 371-1621 (416 amino acids)
Cellular component (GO): nucleus
Molecular function (GO): zinc ion binding
Source: RefSeq, a predicted model, not a curated record